GGCUGCUGUCCAGGGAGGGACAGUAGCAGUGAGGCUCUGGCCAGUCCCAGCAGCCGGGGACAGAUGCCGAUCGAGAUUGUGUGCAAAAUCAAAUUUGCUGAGGAGGAUGCAAAACCCAAGGAGAAGGAGGCAGGAGAUGAGCAGAGCCUCCUGGGGGCUGCUCAGGGGCCAGCAGCCCCUCGGGACCUGGCCACCUUUGCCAGCACCAGCACUCUGCAUGGGUUGGGCCGGGCCUGUGCCCCAGGCCCCCAUGGACUGCGCAGAACCCUGUGGGCACUGGCCCUACUCACCUCACUGGCUGCCUUCCUAUACCAGGCAGCCAGCCUGGCCAGGGGCUACCUGACCCGGCCUCACCUGGUAGCCGUGGACCCUGCUGCCCCAGCCCCAGUGGCGGGCUUCCCCGCUGUCACCCUCUGCAACAUCAACCGCUUCCGGCAUUCGGCACUCAGCGAUGCUGAUAUUUUCCACCUGGCCAACCUGACAGGGCUGCCCCCCAAAGACCGGGAUGGGCACCGUGCAGCUGGCCUUCGCUACCCAGAGCCUGACAUGGUAGACAUCCUCAACCGCACUGGCCACCAGCUUGCUGACAUGCUCAAGAGCUGCAACUUCAGUGGGCACCACUGCUCCGCCAGCAACUUCUCCGUGGUCUACACUCGCUAUGGGAAGUGUUACACCUUCAAUGCCGAUCCUCAGAGUUCACUGCCCAGCCGGGCAGGUGGCAUGGGGAGUGGCCUGGAGAUCAUGCUGGACAUCCAGCAGGAGGAAUACCUACCCAUAUGGAGGGAGACAAAUGAGACAUCAUUCGAGGCAGGUAUCCGAGUGCAGAUCCACAGCCAGGAGGAGCCUCCCUACAUCCAUCAGCUGGGGUUUGGUGUGUCCCCAGGCUUCCAGACUUUUGUGUCUUGCCAGGAACAGCGGCUAACUUAUCUGCCCCAGCCUUGGGGCAACUGCCGGGCGGAAAGCGAGCUCAGGGAGCCUGAGCUUCAGGGCUACUCAGCCUAUAGUGUGUCUGCCUGCCGACUGCGCUGUGAAAAGGAGGCCGUGCUUCAGCGCUGCCACUGCCGGAUGGUGCACAUGCCAGGCAAUGAGACCAUCUGCCCGCCAAAUAUCUACAUUGAAUGUGCCGACCACACACUGGACUCCCUGGGUGGAGGCUCUGAGGGCCCAUGCUUCUGCCCCACACCAUGCAACCUGACUCGCUAUGGCAAAGAGAUCUCCAUGGUCAAGAUGCCCAACAGGGGCUCAGCCAGGUACCUGGCAAGGAAGUACAACCGCAAUGAGACCUACAUACGGGAGAACUUCCUGGUCCUGGAUGUCUUUUUUGAGGCCCUAACGUCUGAAGCCAUGGAACAGCGAGCAGCCUAUGGCCUGUCAGCCCUGCUGGGGGACCUUGGGGGACAGAUGGGUCUGUUCAUUGGGGCUAGCGUCCUUACCUUGCUGGAGAUCCUUGACUACAUCUAUGAGGUCUCCUGGGAUCGACUCAAGAGGGUGUGGCGACGGCCCAAGCCCCCCCUACGGACAUCCACCGGGGGCAUCUCCACUUUGGGGCUGCAGGAGCUGAAGGAGCAGAGUCCUUGUCCAAGCCGGGGGCGUGUGGAGGGUGGAGGGGCUAGCAGCCUGCUUCCCAACCAUCACCACCCUCACGGCCCACCAGGAAGUCUCUUUGAAGACUUUGCUUGCUAGGAUGGUGCUGUGUGUGUGUGGGAAGUACCCAUGUUUCUGGGAUUCUACCCAGGCCCCACACAUCUCCUGCUCCUGGGACAGAAGGCGUGGGGCAGCCCAGGGCUAAGGGAAGGGGUGGUGCUCACUGAGAGACCAGGACUGGGGUCCUGCUCUCCCCAAC
This is a messenger RNA of Cricetulus griseus (Chinese hamster), 1843 nucleotides long. NCBI's taxonomy places the organism in Eukaryota, Metazoa, Chordata, Mammalia, Rodentia, Cricetidae. The record is from RefSeq and is a predicted model, not a curated record.